Messenger RNA from Elgaria multicarinata webbii, 2826 nucleotides. RefSeq names its product BMP/retinoic acid inducible neural specific 2 (gene BRINP2). Gene Ontology annotation, cellular component: neuronal cell body; cytoplasm; dendrite. The transcript has 8 exons. The record is from RefSeq and is a predicted model, not a curated record. NCBI's taxonomy places the organism in Eukaryota, Metazoa, Chordata, Lepidosauria, Squamata, Anguidae. The coding region runs from base 131 to 2476 and encodes 781 amino acids. Gene Ontology annotation, biological process: nervous system development; cellular response to retinoic acid; positive regulation of neuron differentiation.
GUACCCUUCUCCGCGGUGGCAGCCGUCGCCCCCGUUCCUAGAGCGUUGGGGGGAGUGCAGGAAAUCCUGACGGAGUGCCAAGAGGGAAGGAGUGGAGAGAGAAUGAAGAAGCCAGCUGAGCAGGAGAAGCAUGAGGUGGCAGCGCGACGCUCGGUUUAACGGGCUCCGGCUGAUGGUCCCAUGGGUGUCGUCGCUAUUGGUCCUGGCCCUGGGCUGCUGGGGGCUGGCUGCUGCCGCCGCCGCCAUUGCCACACCACACGAACAGCAUGCCUCCAGGGCCUCCUCCAGCCAAGUGCCGCUGGACUGGCUGCUCACUGACCGAGGACCAUUCCACCGAGCCCCUGAGUAUGCUGACUUCAUGGAGCGCUAUCGGCAGGGCUUCACCACCAGGUACAGGAUCUACAGAGAAUUUGCUCGUUGGAAGGUGAAUAACUUGGCAUUGGAAAGGAGAGAUUUCUUCAGCUUGCCUCUGCCUCUGGCUCCAGAAUUCAUCCGCAACAUUCGUCUCCUGGGGCGCCGGCCCAGCCACCAGCAGAUCACUGAAAACCUGAUUAAAAAAUAUGGGACCCAUUUCCUGCUUUCAGCCACUCUUGGAGGAGAAGAGUCCCUGACCAUUUUCGUGGACAAGCGCAAGCUCAGUCGGAGAGCAGAAGCGGGUGGUGCAUCAGGAAGUGGCGGGAGUAACACCACGGUCUCCUUGGAAACACUGCACCAGCUGGCUGCCUCGUACUUCAUCGACCGUGAAAGCACUUUGCGGCGCCUCCACCACAUCCAGAUAGCAACAGCUGCCAUCAAGGUCACUGAAACCAGGACAGGGCCACUUGGCUGCAGUAACUAUGACAACCUCGAUUCUGUGAGCUCUGUUCUUGUCCAGAGUCCUGAGAACAAAGUUCAACUGCUUGGCCUGCAGGCACUGCUGCCUGAGUACUUGAGGGACGGCUUUGUGGCUGCUGCCCUGAGCUACAUCACCUGCAAUUCAGAGGGGGUGCUGAUCUGUCGAGAGAAUGACUGCUGGUGCCAUUGUGGGCUUAGUUUCCCACAAUGCAACUGUCCUGAAGCCGACAUCCAGGCUAUGGAAGAAAGCCUCCUCCAGAUCCAAGGAGUUUGGGAGAGUCACAACCAACAGUUUCAGGAAUCAGAGGAACUCCAGUCCCUGGUGAAGAAUCUCCCAGUGGACCGCUUCUUGAACAAAACUGCCGUCUCCCAAUUCUGGGCAAUGGAUCUUGAUAUUCAGCAUCGCUACCAGAAACUGGGCACCACCUUGAAGAUGCUUUCCAAGAAGACCCAUCGGAUUGUCCGACGCCUUUUCAAUCUGGCCAAACGCUGCCACAGGCAACCUCGCUUCAGACUUUUGAAGGAGAGGCCCUUGGCCUACUGGUGGAGCCGCGCUCAGUCCCUGCUCUACUGCAGUGAGACCGCUGUGCCAGGGACCUUUGUGGAAGAAAGCCUCAGCUGCACCUGCCCCCAUGACCAGCCCUCCUGCCAGGGGACCAUCCCCUGUGCCGUGGGGGACGGCCCAGAAUGCGCUGCCUGUGCAGAGGACAAUGGCACCCAGUGUGGCUCCUGCAAUCCUGGCUACGUGCUCACCUUGGGACUGUGCCGCCCAGAGGUGGCCGAGUCUCUGGAGCACUACUUAGGGCUGGAGACAGACCUGCAGGACUUGGAGCUCAAGUACCUUUUGCAGAAGCGGGACAGCCGCAUCGAAGUGCACUCCAUCUUCAUCAGCAACGACAUGCGCUUGGGGACGUGGUUCGACCCCUCCUGGAGGAAGAGGAUGCUCGUGACCCUGAAGAGCAACAAGUACAAGCCGAGCCUGGUCCACCUCAUGCUGGCCCUCUCCCUCCAGAUUUGCCUCACCAAGAACAGCACCCUGGAGCCAGUCAUGGCGAUCUACGUCAACCCCUUUGGGGGUAGCCACUCCGAGAGCUGGUUUAUGCCCACCAAUGAGAGUGGCUUUCCUGACUGGGAAAGGACUAACGUGGAUGCCUCUGGCCAGUGCCAAAACUGGACCCUCACGCUAGGCAACAAAUGGAAGACCUUUUUUGAGACGGUGCAUGUCUACCUGAGGAGCCGCAUCAAAUCUCUCAAUGACACCUCCAACGAAACCAUCUUUUACGAGCCCUUGGAGAUGGACCCUUCCAAGAACUUAGGGUACAUGAGGAUCAACAGCUUACAGGUCUUUGGCUACAGCCUGCCCUUCGAGUCCGACGCCAUUCGGGACCUCGUCCUUCAGCUGGAUUACCCGUACACUCAAGGCUCCCAAGACUCUGCUAUAUUGCAGCUGAUUGAGAUCCGGGACCGAGUGAACCGUCUCUCUCCACCCGGAAAGAUCCGCCUCGACCUUUUCUCUUGCUUGCUCCGGCACAGGCUCAAAUUGGCCAACAACGAGGUAAGUCGGAUCCAGUCUACCCUGCAGGCCUUCAAUGCCAAACUGCCAAACCCAGUGGAGUAUGAGACUGGUAAGCUGUGCAGCUAGCCUUGGGCGUGGGGCAGGGCCGUUCUUGUAACCCUGGAGGAGAGGACUGGGGAAAGAGAAGUGGAGACUUCUAAAGGCCUUACUUUCAUGCCAGUUGUGCGCUUCGGAGACACAGUCAGGGGACAGCCAACCAGACUCCAUUGUUUGCAGGGUCUCUGGUGCCAACUUGCAAACGAGCGAUUGCACAAAUCUCUGGAAUGUCGUAGCCGAGAGGAGGCCAAAGGGCAGCGCUGCUGCAAGUGCUCUGCUUCAGCUUCUGAAGAGGCGACAUUAUCUCCUUCCCAGCAAGGCUACGUUUACGGGGCAUGCAAGAACCUGUACAGGCAUGUGAACAAUCCAGGAGAGGAUGU